This is a messenger RNA of Xiphophorus couchianus (Monterrey platyfish), 6268 nucleotides long. It is a transcript of the gene rxfp3, whose product is annotated as relaxin family peptide receptor 3. The transcript has a single exon. Gene Ontology annotation, molecular function: C-C chemokine binding; C-C chemokine receptor activity. The coding region runs from base 3737 to 5011 and encodes 424 amino acids. Gene Ontology annotation, biological process: calcium-mediated signaling; positive regulation of cytosolic calcium ion concentration; G protein-coupled receptor signaling pathway. NCBI's taxonomy places the organism in Eukaryota, Metazoa, Chordata, Actinopteri, Cyprinodontiformes, Poeciliidae. The record is from RefSeq and is a predicted model, not a curated record. Gene Ontology annotation, cellular component: membrane; external side of plasma membrane.
AUGUAUUUAUGUUAUAGACGUAGCAACACAAGCUAGUGCAAGUCUCUAGCUGUGCAAAGCUGGUUUGGUUUAAACCCAAAUGAUUUAGACUAGUGAUUGGAAAGAAAGGUUCCAAUUCAAUGUGGCUUAGCACAAAAGCACAAAACAUUUUUUAGAUUAAUAUUUUUUCACUAUUUCCAGACACUGCAAGUGAUUUCAAUAGGAUGUGAAAUCUGAGGAUGAAGUGAAUAGACAUUUAAAUUGCUUUCCUUAGAUGCUUUCAAACAAAAUUGAACAAAUCAACUUUUUUUUCUGUCUUCUGUCUUGCUGUCUACAGGCAGACCCAACGAUUCUUUUGGUAUCUAGUUCAGGGUAAAAGAAACGACAAGAGGAAGGACAUACACUCGAGAGAAUAGGGAAAACACAAAAACACAUGAGAAACACACCCUUGGAGGUGCUUGGACAGAAGGAGAGGAGGUGGAAAAAGUGUUAAACAGUGAAGAGUCACUCCCAAAAUCUUCUUUCUGUCAGACACCACACCCCCAUGCUACCCCAGUGGUAUAUCUAGAUCAUGAGAUAUACUGAUCAAAAUCUCAAUGAAAAUUAUGGCAUUUUGGAACUUGUCUUUAAAUGUUCAGAAAGUUUUUAGUUCAGGAUUACUUUGUAGGAAAAAACCCCCAAAAACUUAUAAAGUUAUAUAAAGUUUUUAAUAUGACUUUAAAUGGAGAACUGGACAAAGAUGUAGACCAUCUGUGCUUUUCUGAGGUGGAGGACUUUCUCUUCCAAAUUAUCCCCUGAAGUGUUAAAGAGUUGCAGCACUGAGCUGUAUCAGUCUGUGCCACUGACUUUAGCAGAUACUGUAAUGCCUUAAGUCCGGGUUAUCAGAGACCGCGCAGGAGAAAGAUUAAGGGCAGGCUGCCUCCGCAACUCUGUCCCACAGCAAAAUUUCAGACAAAAUGAGGACGAUUGUGUUUUGGCUGAUGGAUGUGCAUUCUGCAUUUUUAUUGUGAAAGAAACAAAGACCAAAUGAUUUUUUUCAGACAGUUUCAUAAACUGAGAGUCAGGAAAAUGUAGUCUAAAACCCUUGGAUUCAUUACUAUCAGUCAGCGUUAAAACAAAGAGCAAGACCCAGUCAGGAAGGUUAUAUGCACAGAUUACAUGACAAAGAUAUUCUUCAGUAAUUCUAUAAAAAAGAUUAUUUGACUCUAAGACAGCAAAACAUUUCAAAAGCUCAACGCACAUUGAAAAAGAAUCAAUGUAGACACUUCUUCAAUCAUCCAAUCUUGACUUUCAUUCUUCUUAGAAAAGAUGAAAGCAAGAACAAAAAAACUGCUGUGUUGCAUUAGCAUUAUUGUUUACACACUCAAGCACAUAUUGUACUCCAGCUUCAUAUUAUGUUCAAUGUGUUGACAUGCUGUGAUUCUGUCCCUUUGUUGAUUUCAAAAUGUUCCAGUAGCAAUGCAUUAAGUGAAGUAGAAAAGUAGAAAACCUUUUAUAUAUGACAUAAAAGGUUUUUAUAUGACUUUAAAUGGAGAACUGGACAAAACCUCCCCCAAAAAUCACUGUUACCACGAUUAGGCAAAAGAUCAAAGUUCAGUACUAGCAACUUUUGCUCAUGCAUGUGCAAUCACAUCUGCUCAACAUCCACUGGUACCAAACUGUGAUUUGUUUAAUGAAAGAAAACUUUGCCAAAGUUUAUCUACAAACUCCAGUGUAUAUACGCAUCUCACAUUUAUCUCCACAGAUGUUCCUUUCGCCUCAUCUGAAGUCACCCACUCCAUCAGACCUUCUGGAGAAAGAUCGUGUUUUCAUCAGCUAUAAGUCAUCACAUUUCAGCCUCUACAUCUGUUGCUAUGCUACAUAAGAAAUCUUACAUCAAUUUCUUUCUUUAAUAUAAAACACAGAAAUAAAUUGUCAGUGUCCAAAUGGUGUGCUAUUUUAUUUUGUGACAGAAGACAAACAGGACUUGGCACCAGUCAUGCCGAUCUCGCUGAGCUUUUCUAUAAAUCCUAGAGAAAUCCUAGACGGGACUAAACGAUGCUACUGAUGCUGUGCAUGCAAAAUAAUAAUAAUAAAAAAGCCCAAUCCACCAAUGGUGAUCUAAAACUGCAAGUCUUCUGCACAAACAAAUGUCUUGUUGGUUUGAUUUGAAAUCAUCGUCCAGGCAGCAAUGAUGGCCACCAAAGAGAAGUUUGAACGGCUUAUUGAUGAAGGUGAAUGAAUGAAAGGCUCUUCCAGGAACACAGGAGAAAUCCAGGACAGCACAGAGUGGGGGAGGCAUGUUGCAAGUAUAAGAAGUAGAAUAUGGUUGAGAGAUUAUGUAAAUUAUGGAUGACAAAGUUGGGUUGCUGUUUGAGAGCGCUGGAGUUCUAAGGGGGCAAAGGUGAUUAUACCCACAGAGGCUGAGAUCCACAGGUGGUGCUUGUGUGUAAUGAUUUCUUCAUUCUUUCUUCCAGGAGGAGAUGUGAGAGGCAGUGGAGCACUGGAAGGUGGACAGGCCAGCAAGUAAUGGUGGAUUAUUGGUGGGGGGCCCUGACAGAAAGAAGCAGAGGAACAGGCAAGAAGAUUUACAGAGAUAGAGUAAACGAGAAUUGAAAUCAAGUAAGAGCAGCUCUCCAUGACAUGUAUAAGUAUAUUGAGUACUGCUGAUGUAUGGAAAGCAUAGAAAAAAAACUUUUUAGCAGCCUUUGCUCUAGUAGAUAGAAAAGAUUGGGAGAAAGGAGAAAGGAAAGACAUGCAGCAAGUGGUCCGAGACCAGGAAUUGAACCCACAACUGCAUCGACCACUCAUACAUGUUUAUAAAUGUCAAUAUUUCUAUAUUUCGACAUGCAAAUAUGACCAUUCGAUUAAAUUCUCAUGUGUCAUUACUUUCCUGCCAAACCAAGUGCCUCUCUGACUAAAAACCAUCUGGCUUAUGUCUGUUGACCUGACAGGCUUUUGACCAAAAUAAACAGGCGCUGCAGCUGAAACUGUGUAUUGAUUGUUAACUUGUCUUCUGGAAGAGGGUGGAGGCCUCCAUCGAGGAGCACGUGCACUGCAAAAAGAAAAAAAAUCAAUGCACCGAGGCAUAAAAAAACAAAGGAAACAGAGCAUCAGAUAUGAGUACAUGGCUCCUUCACAAACAUUUUGCUGAGCUGUAGGAGUUCCCCAUUAAAAUCCAAAGAAUUUGAACUAAAAAGUAAGAUUUGUUUUUCUAUCAAGCAAUUCAGGCUCACGAGAAAGUUAAAAACACGAUAAAAGUUUCUGCAAUCAAGCGCACCUUCUACUUACAUUAUAUAACUACGUGUGCUUCUGUCCACCUCUUCUUACCUCUGUGCAUGUCAGAGAAAGAGAGAGAGGGACAGAGAGAGAAAAAGACAGGGGGGGGGAGGGUAGAUUUCUAUUUAAAAGCCAGUGAAAUUUCAGCAGUAACUACUAAAUUGUCUGAAAAAUCCCUUGUCGUGAUAACCUUCGAUUCUCUGACAUAUUUAUCAGCAUUAAAUGAUAUUUAGGCGGGGGUUGGCUCCCUUGUGGCUCCUAAUCAGCACCAAGGACAGCACCAAGUUGCGCCGGAGAACUGCGUCAGAUCACCUUAGAAAACCUCAGAGCAAUAACACAAGCUGAUCCUCAUAACAAGCUCCACAAUCUGACAAGAAGCUCUUAUUUAUUUUCAUCUAUUUGUUUGUAAUUUAAUCAUUUUAGAGUUUAGAUAUGUUGCCAGCAUGACGCUCAUGCCGAGGACUUUAUUGUUUCCCAAGUCACGAAGUUGGAUCAGAGAAUGACUUUACUGAAGAUUUUCGGGAGUAAAAAAAUUAAAAUGUCUGGAGAAUUGACGGACAUCAACAAUGAAGGCUCGGUCGGGACUGCUCACGCUGCCUCCGCCAACUUCAGCUGCGUUUUCAAUACUUCAAACUGCUCGCACGCAGACUUUCACAUGUCGGACUUCACUAAAACCGAUUUCGUCGGAGACGGCGCCGCUUUUGUUAGGAUUACAAUCUCUGUGAUCUACUCUCUGGUUUGCGCGCUGGGUCUGGUCGGGAACUUACUGGUUUUGUACCUGAUGAAGUCCAAACAGGUGUGGAAGAAAUCCUCCAUCAAUCUGUUCGUAACUAGUUUGGCGGUGACUGACUUCCAGUUCGUUCUGACUUUGCCUUUCUGGGCCGUGGAGAACGCGCUGGACUUCACAUGGCCCUUCGGCAAAGCCAUGUGUAAGAUAGUUUCCUACGUAACGGCAAUGAACAUGUACGCCAGCGUGUUUUUCCUCACGGCCAUGAGUGUGGCGAGGUAUUGCUCCCUCGCCUCGGCGCUAAAAGGCAGGCGGCGGCGCACGCACUGCUGCUCGGCGCGGUGCGUCUCCGUCUUCAUCUGGUUCGCCGCCGUCUCCGCCGCCCUACCGCACGCGGUUUACUCCACCACCGCCACCGUAUCCAACGAGGACCUGUGCCUGGUGAAAUUCCCGGAGACUAACGGGUCAGCGCAAUUUUGGCUCGGACUCUAUCACUCCCAGAAAGUGCUGGUGGGCUUCCUGGUGCCUCUGGGAGUCAUCUCGGCGUGCUACCUGCUGCUUUUGCGCUUCAUCACCUCCAAGAACAUUAACACAUCCAGCGCGAAGCGACGCGCCAAGGUCACGAGGUCGGUCACCAUCGUGGUUUUAUCCUUUUUCCUCUGCUGGCUGCCCAACCAGGCGCUCACAGCCUGGGGCAUCCUCAUAAAACUUAACGCGGUUCACUUCACUUAUGAAUACUACACCAUGCAGGUGUACGUCUUCCCCGUGUCGGUCUGCCUGGCGCACUCCAACAGCUGCCUGAACCCCAUCCUGUACUGUCUGAUGCGACGAGAGUUCAGAAAGGCGCUCAAAAACCUUUUCUGGCGCAUGACCUCUCCGACUGUAACCACCAUCAGACCGAUCACAGCCACCACGAAGCCAGAGAUGGAUGAGCAGGGACACCCACUGAUGCCGGGCAACGCGCCACCCGUGCCCGAUAUGGUGUUCUUUCCUCCGGGGGCGGUGAUUUACAAUGACCGGCGUGACCUGCCGCAAAACAGCACAUAGUCUAACCACGCCAGGGAUAGUUUAAGUUACUCGAUGAAAUGUACAGUACGUAUGUAGUUACUGCAAAGUCAAAAUGUUCCACUAAAAAGGCGAGACAGCUAGGGUCAGUUUUGGAUACUGGCCAAAUGGCUCACCACCCUGGGGGUGCAAACCGUUUGGGGGCAGUAAACUUAACUUUUGAGGAAGUUAAUUUCAUCAAAAGGAGUAUAUAUGUGAUGCUUGUGAGCACAUACAUACUCACAAGCAUUACAGUUAAUAAAUCAAUGCUUUUACAAAGAGGACUAUAUCUCAAAAUAUCAUUUCAAAAGUCUCUGUUCUCCAUAGAACUUUAUCAUUCUAUGUGUCUUAGAUUUGAACAAGAGGAAUGAACAGCAUGUCAUAUACUACGAUAAGGGUAUUAUGUGUUUUAUUGUUUAAUGUUUGUUUGUUUUGAUAUUUUAAAAAGUAAAAAAGACUUUAAAGAUAUCUGGUCUCCCUUUCUACAUCUGUGACAUGUAAACUUCAUUUUUCUUUUCUUUUUGUGCAGAUAGAGUGAGCCCUGUGUGUUUCUUAAUUUUCAUCUAUUUUUUUUUCUUUUCAUGUUUUUUUGUAUGCCUGUAUAGCAGAACAUUCUAAUAAAAAUAUUUGGGGAAAACAAAGUAAAAAAGAAAAAAAAGAGUUAAAUGUGAAAGUAAUGUGCAUCAUCAGCAUGUGGCAGAAUUGCUUUCACUUUUCCUAUUGACAUUUAUUAUUGAACACUACUAUGUAAAAAUUAAUCAACUGAUUGUCACAAUCUGAGGAUGGAGGAAGCCAUGGUGGAGGACUGGUAUUAAGUCAAAGAUGAAGAAGAAAAAAACAUGGAUGGCCUUUAAACAGGUGUAAGGCAAUUUCAUCUGAACAGUACCAUUGAAAGAUCCAGUAAUGUGUGCUUCUUUACAGGAAAAUAAGGUAGCAGGUUAAAAACAAAAUCUGAAAUUAAAAAGCAUAAACCCAAAACCAUUUAGUGCCUGAAAGAAAACUGCCAAGACUUUCAAAUCUAUUCUUUAGUAAAUAGAGAGGCAAUGCAGUGAUUUAAGGUCUGCUGUACAUGUUCAUCUCAGUAAAUUAAAACAGGCAUUCCUAUAUGAAGCUCGUUUGUCAAAUUAAAAGUACGUUUUGGAAAAUAAAUUGGUCUCAUACUUUUCAUUUAGUCAAUGUUUCUGUAAUAAAAAAUGUUUUUUUUCCAUUGGUCGGAUGUAAUAUUCGAAUCUUGUAAGAAAUUAAAUGUGUUUUCAUAAC